Phytophthora infestans T30-4 is the source of this 495-nucleotide messenger RNA. RefSeq lists its product as uncharacterized. The transcript has a single exon. NCBI's taxonomy places the organism in Eukaryota, Oomycota, Peronosporomycetes, Peronosporales, Peronosporaceae. Bases 1 to 495 code for a protein of 164 amino acids. The record is from RefSeq and is a predicted model, not a curated record.
AUGCCCCGACCAGUGGACUCCUCAGACCCGCCCUCAGCUAGCGGCAGCUUGUUCUGUGAGCGCAUUCAGCAGUUCCACCAGCGCGUGCGCAGUCGCUGCCUCGAGGCGCAGAGGACAUCAGACACAGGCUCAAACGACGUCUCAGGUCUUCCGUGUCUACUACAGUCGUGGCGUAAGCGCAUCGAGGCCAUGGACGACACGCCGCAGCACAGACACAAGGGCCUUUGUCACAGGAGACCGCGCAACUCGUCGACAGAGAGCGACGAAGCGGCGUCUCCGCGCUUUGGAUGCCCGUUCCGUGGACCUCGGAUACCUCAUCCGAGACUCGAACGACAAGAGGCCGUAUGCUCGCUCUCCGGUAUCUGGAGCGGCUUGACGUCGUCUAGUCCGCCGCCAUCGCCUGAGAUUUACGCCAAGCCGAGGCGUCGCCCACACCCAUACUCGAGAUGUUACGCAAAGGAAGAGGACGACCAGAGGAAGUCGUCGACUGAAUAG